AUGGCCACCACGAGCAGGACAUCGACCAUCCUCACUGUCGCCACCAUCGCAGUCGGUGGCUUAGCCGCCUAUGCCAUUUACUUCGACUACAAGCGCAGAACUGAUGGCAACUUUCGCAGAAAACUCCGGCGCUCUUUUGCAGCUUCUUACGAUGUUCAUCGAUCAGGCAAGGACAAAAAGCGCAUAGUCAAAAGCCAGGCAUCUUCGGAGACAUCUAAGACAGGUGCAGAUGAGACUGAGGCCAAUGACCUGCGGGGUGCGUUGGAGAAAGUGCGGGCCGAGGAAAUGCCAACCAACCCUGAGGAACGGGAAAAAUACUUCAUGGCUCAGGUCAGCAUUGGCGAGCAGCUAUGUGCCCAAGGCCCCGUCUACAACUUGCCCGCUGCCAUGUGCUUUUACAGGGCAUUCCGUGUAUAUCCUUCCCCUGUGGAGCUUAUUGUUAUAUAUCAAAAGACAGUCCCUGAGCCAGUCUUCAAGCUUUUCAUGGAAAUGACCAAUUUGGACGUGAAAGACCGUGUUGAAGGUUACUAUAACUUCUUCCCUCCCAAGUCAAUGAACGUCGCAGUGGAAAAUCUUGAUGUUCCUGAUGGUACCGGAAGGUUGAUGCGCAAGAAAAUACUUGUUGCAAAUAAGGAUAUUGCGGCUGGUGAAGUCAUCUACAAAGAAGGAGCUCUUGUUACUGCCCUCGAUCUCGACCUGCAAGGAAAAGGGACUCAUUGUUCCCAUUGUUUACGGGAAAUCGGAGAUGGUACGGCCCUACGGCCAGACUCAGAUCGUCUCAACUCUGUCUACUGCUCGAAUACCUGUCAGCUCGAAGCAAAACUCGAAUACCAGAGCUUGCUCUUCACUCUCGAGCCGCCUCUUCCAGUGGGUCUGACACCAGACGUGUCGGACUCAGCCCAAGAAGAUCGGGAUGCAGCGCAAAAGGCAUUCGUAGCAUACUUAAACCACUCUGCGAAGGCUAGCCCUGAACUCGUCGCCAAGUUCAUUGCACGCCAAGUUUCGAUCGAGACUUCCAAGAUGGUACCUGGUGGCCAGCCGGUUCCUACACCCGCUUUGGCCGAUGGUGGUGACUAUACGCUGUACGACCAUCUGGAGAGGCUGCGUUUCCUCGAGGUGAAGCCAGGCAAAAACGAAAUGAAGCUUCUCGGCGAGGUUUUGCAGACUGCUCUUCCUGGCCUUGAGCAGUUCGUUACCGAGGAGAGACAUGGUACAUUGCUCGGAAAAAUGGCGUACAACUCGUAUGGUGUGUUCUUCGGUAACGGUCGUGAUGACAAACCCGAACCAAAAGAACGCCCAGAGGAUGUCGAAAAAACUCGUACACCCUUGGGAACGGCACGACAAGUUGGUGCAGCCUUCUAUGCCGUCUCUUCCUACAUUUCUCAUUCCUGUGCUCCUUCUGCCCGACCUUCGUUCGACGAUGGUAACGCCGAGCUCCACCUCAUCGCCACCCGCGACCUCAAGAAAGGUGACGAAAUCACCGUCUCCUACAUUGAUGUCGCCCAACACGAGGAUGAGACGACCGUCGACGCACGCCGGCGCCGUAGGAUGGAGCUUGCCAGGGGAUGGCGAUUCGCAUGCCCUUGUACGCGUUGUGCGGAGGAGGCUGCGGAGUCUGGCCAGACCAGCGAAGAGUCUGCACCCAGGGACGAAUCCAAAGUCGAACCCACUGUUUCGAGGGCGGAGGAAAGCGACAUUCCCAAACCAUCUGUGCUCGGAACCUGUAGAAGGUCUUUCCAUGCAGCUCCAACGCUCAGGAAUGUCCGGGGUGGCCUCACGAAUAUGCUGGCGGGAGACGUACCUCCACCUGUACAGGUCAACUCAAUAACUCAAGAAGGUAUUCAACUGGCGGACGGGCUCGUCCUUUCUUCAGCAUGUAUAUUCUUGGAGGGGAAAGUAUUUCUGUGGGAAGUUCCUACGAGUCUUUGGUCAGGUUGGACUAAACAGCAUUUGGGUAUUUUUGAGGUCGUCGUCCCAAAGCCGGAAAUUCUGCUAUUUGGAACUGGUAAAAGUAUGUCGCUACCUCCUCCAGGCCUGCGGACAUACUUGAAGCAGCUUGGGAUACAGAUGGAUGUCAUGGACACACGAAAUGCAUGCUCAACAUAUAAUCUACUCGCGGAGGAAGGACGUCGAGUUGCUGCUGCUCUAUUGCCAUAUAAUCUUCGCUCAUGGCACCCACAAAAUCUUCCCAAAUAAAUCGUAACAGUGCUCCAAUUUUCAUAUGUAUCAAAGAAAAUUCAAGGCGGCUACCAAGGUACCGGUAAUGCAGAGACCAUCGACAGACAGCAGUUUACAGAUAACUAAGGGUGACAAUUUAUUUAUGUAUAUGCUGUGUCCAUUACUCUGGAGGGGCCUUGCGUUUCCCUUUGUUCACUGGCGAAGACGACAUACUAGCAUCCAAGG
Molecule: messenger RNA, 2403 nt
Organism: Serpula lacrymans var. lacrymans S7.9
Lineage: Eukaryota; Fungi; Basidiomycota; Agaricomycetes; Boletales; Serpulaceae
Exons: 13
Coding region: 1-2196 (731 amino acids)
Biological process (GO): protein targeting; mitochondrial respiratory chain complex I assembly
Cellular component (GO): mitochondrial inner membrane; mitochondrial outer membrane translocase complex
Molecular function (GO): protein binding
Source: RefSeq, a predicted model, not a curated record